Caenorhabditis briggsae is the source of this 1086-nucleotide messenger RNA. The coding region runs from base 1 to 1086 and encodes 361 amino acids. Gene Ontology annotation, molecular function: 15-oxoprostaglandin 13-reductase [NAD(P)+] activity. Lineage: Eukaryota; Metazoa; Nematoda; Chromadorea; Rhabditida; Rhabditidae. The transcript is spliced from 6 exons. The record is from RefSeq and is a predicted model, not a curated record. Gene Ontology annotation, biological process: prostaglandin metabolic process.
AUGACGUCGUCCUCAUCCUCCUCACAACUUCCGGCGGAUAAUAAGGUGGUAAUGUUCGUGAAGAGGCCAGGUGAGAAUAAUCCUCCGACGGUCGACUGUUUCGAUGUCAUUCCGAUUGAUUCUCCAUCCGAAAGUGACAUCACUUCUGAGCAGUGCAUCGUUCGAAUUCUCUUUUUAUCGGUUGACCCAGCACAAAGGUGUCGGAUGAACACAUCGACUGGCGUUGAUUAUCUAGGACCUUACGAAAUUGGGGAGCCUGUCGAUGGGAUGGAAGGAGUCGGAAUAGUGGAAAGAGCAGGAUCUGCAAGUACUCUUCAAGUGGGAGAUCUAGUCACUGGGUGCAUUCGGCUGUGGACGUGGACCAAAUAUUUUGUAGUUGACAGCACUGACCUCGUCAAAGUGAAUCUUCCUUCAACCUUCUCCCCAUCCGUCAUCCUUUCCUGUGCUGGGCUUUCCGGUAUUACCGCUUUACUCGGAAUUCGAAAGAAGGCAAAGAUCGACAGAACCCGUCCGCAAACAAUUGUAGUCUCAGGGGCAGCUGGAAGUUGUGGAUCGCUAGCAGGUCAGAUUGCGAGGAUAGAAGGAUGUACGACGAUCAUAGGAAUCUGCGGAUCGGAUGAGAAAUGUAAAGUUCUGAAGGAGGAAUUCGGAUUCGAUGCUGCCAUCAACUACAAAACAGAGAUCAUAUCUGAACGAUUGGAUCGAUUAGCACCCGAUGGUGUCGAUAUUUAUUGGGAUAACGUUGGUGGAAGAGUUUCAGAUGAAGUUAUCGAAAUGAUGAACCCCAAUAGUCGAAUUGUGCUCUGCGGCCAAAUAGCUGUCUACAAUACUGACCUCCCAUAUCCUCCUCCACUUCCUGACCACACUGUUCAAAUUCUGAAGGAAAGGAAUAUUGAAAGAGAGAGAUAUCUGGUGUUGACAUAUAAAGAUGAAAUGGAUGAAGCCAUUGCUCAAUUGUCGGAGUGGCUGCAACAGGAUAGGAUCAAGGUGAAGGAAACUAUCUACGACGGUCUUGCUUCUGCACCACACGCAUUUGUCGAUAUGAUGACUGGCAAGAACAUUGGCAAAAUGCUAAUUCGUCCAUAA